Nelumbo nucifera (sacred lotus) is the source of this 4604-nucleotide messenger RNA. RefSeq lists its product as uncharacterized. Lineage: Eukaryota; Viridiplantae; Streptophyta; Magnoliopsida; Proteales; Nelumbonaceae. The record is from RefSeq and is a predicted model, not a curated record. Gene Ontology annotation, biological process: negative regulation of DNA-templated transcription; regulation of transcription by RNA polymerase II. Gene Ontology annotation, cellular component: nucleus. Gene Ontology annotation, molecular function: transcription corepressor activity.
AUGGCCAGGAUAUCUACUGAAAAAGAUGAAAAGAGACAUUCUAGUAUUGAACGGAUGGGAUUAACAUGGGCGUGAACCAUCUAUGUGGAAUGAGCCAGUAGUAGUUUAUCUACAAUGAAUUUAGAUUAUGCAGUAUUUCUGAGCUCCAACCCUAUGUCAUGCAGAGAGCUGGUUUGGUCGACUCGCAGUCGAGAACCUACUGAAGCAUGAAAUUGCGCCAUUACACUGAACUACAUUCCUCUGCCUUUUCUCUCUGUUCUCCUUCUUCUUUACAAUGAAUCAAAGAAAGCUUCUUCUUCGUAACAAGGUUGAGGUGAGGCAAUUUGAGGAAGGUCUACGUGGCUCAUGGCAUCCUGGAAUAGUUGUUGCAGUCUCUGACUUAAGUCGCUCUGUUGAGUAUGACGAGCUUCUAUGUGACAAAGGUGAGUCAAAGCUUGUAGAGGCCAUACCUGUUACAAAAGCGGUGGAGGGCCUCUGCCUCCGCCAUCGUGUCCGAACAACCUACCGUGGAUGUAUCCGACCCCCACCUCCCCCUUUGUCAACUAAAACAUGCCAGCGUAAGCUGACUUAUGGUCUCUGUGUUGAUGCAUUCUAUGAGGACGCAUGGUGGGAGGGCGUGGUGUUUGAUCAGGAAGAGGGUUCGGAGGAACGUUCUGUGUUUUUUCCUGACGAGGGGGACGAGCGCAAGUUCAAGGUUGAUGAUUUGCGCAUAAGCCGUGAUUGGGAUGAAUUCUCGGGUGGUUGGAGAGAUCGAGGCACCUGGGUUUUGAUGGGGUUGGCUGAGGAACUUGAGCGAGAUACACCGUUAUCUGCUUUUGUGAAGAAGCUUUGGUACAAUUUACGAGUUAAUGCUGGUUUUGUGGAAAUGAUUUCAGAGUGGACAUGUGGUAUCAAGAUUUUGUGGAGUAAGUACCUCAUGCAGGUUGCUAUGGAGAUUGCAGUUGAAUCUAGUCGCCAAGUGCUUCUUCCACCCAAUCUUCCAGCUGGUGUCUCGAGGAAAAAAGGGAAAAAGUCAAAAAAUUCUAAGCAGAUUGAUACUCACUUGCUGUUGCGUGCUCCAGAUUUUCAACAAGGCAGCUGCAAUAGCUUCCACAUUGACACAAGCAUAAAUAACGUAAAAUCAUCUCCUGUUUUACCCAAACAAAAGAAGCAGUCAAUUGAUUUGCAGUGGGUAUUGCAGGGCAUUCACAACCAAGGCACGGGUAAUGCUUGCAUGGCUAAUAAUUCUAGAGGAAAAAAUGUAAAGGCAGUUAAUAACUCACCUAAGGAAAUCAAUAAGACUGUUACUAAAGGAAGGAAUUCUAAAAGACCAAAGAAGAGUAAGGUCAACUCAUGUUCACAGGCUGUGGUAGUUGAGAAAGAAAACUCUGAAAGCAUUCUGGUCGACUGCUCUGGUCAGGCUAAAAAGUUGUCUCUUAUUUUACUACCUCAACAAGAAAAUGAGCCACUUAAGUUGAGACUGAAAAUAUUGGAACCAGAGUCCCUUGUGAUUUCAAGUGGGAAAGAGGAAAUAGUGAAUGAUGCUUCUCUCGUGCACAGUAAUGCUACUACUGAAAGUACCUGUGAUCCUGUCCCCUUUGAUUUCUCAGCUCAGUGUAAAAGAAAGAUAUCCGGUAUCGUUCAACCUAAAGAAAAGAAGAAGCCAGUCAAGAAAAUAUUGACGCCAAAAAAACCAAAGGGCCUUGUAAUUCAUGAAACUAAGGAUAAGGGACUUCUAGUUGACACCUCAGGCACAGGAAAUGAAAUGUCAACUGAUGUUUUCUUUAAACAGUGUAAUGUUGUUGGUAAAGAUAACAGAAAACCAAUCCCCAUUGAUUGCCUUGGUCAGAGAAAACGACGGGUAUUAUGUGUUCCGCCCAAUAAUAAGAAGCUUAGUGCCCAGACAAAGAAGACCGUAGAGAAACCAAAGGACCUUUUGUUGCACCAAACUAAGGAUAAUGAAUCUCUGGUUGAUCACUUAACUGGAAAAAGUGAAAAGGCAUUACAAAGCAAUCACUCAGUUCUUGAAAGGCAGAAUUUGAUGGAACCAAAUCAAACUGGGAAUAUGAAUAUCUUAACAGUGGCAUUUCCCAUCAGUCACGAGAGAAGGAAGAGAAAGGCUUCAUUUUCUGUCACUAGAAAAAACAAUUGUCUACAUGCAAGAAAAAGGGCCUUUCAAGAAAUUCAGCAGGUCAGUGUUAAUAUCAAAUCACAGUCAGAGGAAGAUGAAGGGGCAAUUGAUUUAUCCCUUAAUCGAGCUGAUGGAUAUAUUAAACGUUGUUGUCACUCUCUUCUGUCUUCCAAUUCUGACAAAAUGGUCAGGCUUAAAAAUAUGGUAUCCUGUCCUCAAAAGCGAAGGAAGAAGUAUCAUAGUAGCCAACAAAGUGAUGCAGUAUGCUUUGUGUGCCAUUUUGGAGGAAUGCUUAUUCUCUGUGAUUACUGCCCAUCCUCAUAUCAUUUGAGCUGCAUUGACCUUAAGGAUGUUCCUGAAGGGAAAUGGUACUGUCCUUCUUGUCGAUGUGGUAUAUGUGACUCGAGGGAUGCGAACACUGAUGGCCAGUCAUUCACUGAGAUUUGCUAUCAAUGCACACGCCAGUACCAUAAAGAGUGUCUCGGUAGAAUGAAAUUGCUAGCCACUCGAAGUUGUUCAGCAGAGACAUUUUGCAGUCAAAAUUGUUUGCAGAUAUUUAAGCAUCUUCAGCAAAUUCUUGGGAAACCAAAUCCAACAAGUGUGAAAGGCUUAUAUUGGACUAUUUUGAGAUCAGGGAGAAAUGAUUGUAGCGUUCAUGAUUCAUCAUCAAGGAUGCAUAUCAAUAUUAAGCUGUCUCGUGCUGUUGAUGUCAUGCAUGAGUGCUUUGAGCCUAUCAUUGAGCCCCAUACAAAAAGAAAUAUUGUUGGGGAUGUUCUUCUCAAUAGAGUAUCAAAUAUUAGGAGAUUGAACUUUAAUGGAUUUUAUACAAUGGUUCUGCAAAAAAGAGAUGAAUUGAUAUCUGUGGCCACAGUGAGGGUCCAUGGACAAAUGGUUGCAGAGAUGCCUCUAAUUGCAACCCGUUUUCAACACCGCCAGCAGGGUAUGUGCCAUCUUCUUGUGAAUGAACUGGAGAAGAUGCUAUCUAGAUUGGGAGUAGAAAGACUUGUCUUGCCGGCUAUUCCUCAGCGAACACAAACCUGGAAAACUUCCUUUGGGUUUACAGAGAUGCCAAUUGAGGACAGAUUAGAUCUUAUGGGUUAUCCCUUCCUGGGUUUUCAGGGCACCACGAUGUGCCAAAAAUUCCUUCCCAGGCCUAGUAGAAUAGUCAAAUCAAGAGGCAAGUCCAGAAGAUUAAGGGAGAGGCUUUUGGAAAAUUUUGUGGAAAAUUAUGUGGGUGAUUGCAAGCAAAGAUUCAGUGGCUUUUGCUAUGAGCGCAAACUGAGGAAGAACUUGGGGAAGAGAACAUAGAGAGUUCUGAUGGAAAUACAUAAAAUGUGCAAGAACGUUUAGAGGUGAAGAGCGCUGUCUAGCGAAGGUAUGAGUAUAUAUCGGUAGCUACCUACUGCUCAAGCAAACUUUAGUUGAUUUCUAUUGUGCAUCCAAUUGCUGAUGCCAUGAUUCUUUUUGUUUUUUCCUUGUUAGCUUAGCCUCGGGUUAUAUAUAGGUUGUACAGUGCUUUAGCGGGGAAAAAUUUAAAAGAAAUUGCAAAUGACCGUUACCCAUAUGUUAAUUUAAAGCAAUAUAGGGGACAGGAUUCAGGAAUGGCUGUACAUAGGAUAAGCUAAUUUUUCAUGUACAGUGGAUAAUUGUCAAGUUGAAUUAGUUCUUCAAAGCAAGCUUUAUGCUCCCAGUGGAAAUUUAAUAAUGCAGAGCUCUCUGUAUUUGUGCACCAGCCCGGAACUUUGUAGUGUGAGGGUUAGCACUAGCAGUUGACCAUGGCGGGACACAGGGUGGAAAGAUGAUGACUGGCUGCAAACUAGUUUGCACUUAGAAUAUGAAUCUGUGAAAGAUUCAUAUUUCAUAAUGGUCCAGCCCUGCCAAAUGAAGGGGAGUUUUUACACCACUGGAAACAUCGACUGUGAUUCUAUGAACAGAAAUAAGACUUUUAGAAAAUACAAAUCCGACAACUAAUAGAAACAGCAGGGGCAAGAGAUGGACUUGAUGUGCUUGUUCCGAAGGCCUUUAAAAGGGCUGCUCAAGCAGUGACUAGUAGUGGAAGGACUGGAGGGGGUUGAUGGAGCCCCCGGCAGCGUAUGUAGUAGAAAAACUCCACGAUGACCGACCAGAUCAUCUUCUUCACUCGACCUCUCUCCGGAGGCAUCGUCGGAGAAACGUCUGCGUACUGGAGCUUGACCGCACCGCGAGUUGAAGCUCAGAGCUUGAUGCCUCUUCCAACGUCAGGCUCUCUCUCUCAGCGUAGUUGUGAGUGAAACAGGGUCUCUUUUACGCGGAACUUAAAAUUGCAGAAUGCAGAUAUAAAGUGGAGAGAAAUCGGAGUUAAAUAGUAGGAACUCUUUUAAGUUUAGCAAAUUGCAGAUAGAUACUCUGUAAUUUGGGAUAGUUGCACUUGUAGGGCUUAAAAUUUUCGAAUGUUCUAUUUUAAUACCUGGAACUACCAGACAUAUACAUUCCAAAGUGAGAACUCUUUGUUUUC